AUGCUCCCGUCAAAACUUCUCCGGGCGUGCAUCUACAGCGGCGCUUCAAUCGCAGCAGUAUUCAAAGUUGGGCAGAAAUUUCAGAUCAUCCUAGACAGCAUACCGAAUCUCGCGGCAUCACCAAAAGUCGUACCGAGUGACGCAGCAGUAUUCGAUAUUGACCUCUUCGACACUGAUGCAGCUACGAUUUCUGGUCUUCAGAGUCAGGGGAAGAUCGUGAUAUGUUACUUCAGCGCCGGGACGUAUGAGCCUUGGAGACCUGACGCAGGGAACUUUACCAGUGCAGAUUUGGGUCAGUCUUUGGCGCCGGAAUGGCCAAAUGAGUAUUGGCUGAAAGUGGAUAAUGCGAAUGUUAGAAGGAUCAUGAUGAAUAGGAUACGGCUGGCAGCGGCAAAGGGAUGUGAUGGGGUGGAUCCGGACAAUACAGAUGGCUAUCAAAAUCCAAACAAUAUCAACUUGACACGCGGUGUCCUAAUCGAAUACAUACGAUGGAUGGCCGCCCAAGCCUCCUCCCUAAACCUCGCCAUUGGCCUAAAAAAUAGCAUGGACAUCCUCCCCGACCUGACACCCAUCAUGCAAUUCGCAGUCAACGAGCAAUGCGCCGCAUUUGGCGAAUGCGAUUCCUACAGCGCCUUUCUCGCAGCUGGCAAACCAGUCUUCCACAUCGAAUACCCGCCCUCAAUCCCAAACAUACAGCCCGCAGAUCGGGCGCAAGGGUGCCAGAAUAAUGGGAUGAGUGGUAUGAGUACAGUAUUCAAGAAUAUGAGCUUGAGCGGAUGGGUGGGAUAUUGUGAUGGCAGUUCUGCGACGACGGUAACGAAGCCGGGUGGAGGGACGAAUCCGUGGGCGCCGGGGAACCCGAAACCGAGCACCACUACAGUGAGGAUAAGUGCUAGACCGACGACCACCGGCCCGCCGAGUACGAGUAGGAUCUCGACGAGAACCACGAGCUCGGUAAGAACGAGUUCGCUAAGAACAACGACAUCAGUUAAGACAGUGAGUUCAGUUAGAACAACGGCGUCGGCUGUACCUGGCGGUUCAAGUGGUUGUAAAUCUAAGCAUUGGGAUCAAUGUGGUGGGAAUGAUUGGAAGGGUUGUACGGUUUGCGAGUCGCCAUACACAUGCAAAGGAGUCUCACCUCCAUACUAUUACCAGUGUCUGUAG
Messenger RNA from Cadophora gregata, 1164 nucleotides. RefSeq lists its product as uncharacterized. Gene Ontology annotation, cellular component: extracellular region. Gene Ontology annotation, biological process: carbohydrate metabolic process. Bases 1 to 1164 code for a protein of 387 amino acids. The record is from RefSeq and is a predicted model, not a curated record. NCBI's taxonomy places the organism in Eukaryota, Fungi, Ascomycota, Leotiomycetes, Helotiales, Ploettnerulaceae. Gene Ontology annotation, molecular function: cellulose binding. The transcript has 4 exons.